CUCUCUUCAUAACCCGACCCGACCCGAGUUCAUCAUUUCUCUCUCUUUCUCUGUCUCUCAGAACCGCCAUUUCUGUACCUUCAUUGAUUUUUUUCUCUUUAUUCUAAGAUCGUCUUCUUCCAAUUCUCUGUUUUUGUUUGUUCUGAGAUCUCAAUUGCUCGUGCAUGGCAGUAAGUUUGUUGUCACACGAUAUAUCUGAUCUAUGCCUUGGAAAACCUGCGAUUCGAUCGAUUUCAAUCUCCGCUACUGUCGCCGACGCGUUAUCGGUCUUGACAAGGAUUGACGAAGGCUGCAUCAGCGUCUGGAGAUGUGGUGAUCAUUCUUCUGAGGCUGAUUCGGAUUUGCAUUGUCGUUGCGUUGGUAAAGUAUGCAUGGUGGAUAUAAUCUGUUUUCUUUGCAGACAAGAGAAUUUGUUGCAACCGGCCAUUGCGCUUCGAUCUCCGAUCUCUGUUUUGAUUCCUGAGGGACGUGAACUCGUUAGGCAUUUGGAGCCUCAUGCCAGUUUAAUGGAGGCGAUCGAUCUUAUACGCGAUGGAGUACAUAACCUUGUUAUUCCAAUCAAUAUGAGCGCAAGCAAGAGGAGAAACUUCCUUGAGACAGCAACUUCCAAUUCCAUCUCCUCUCUUCAUAACGAUCGACAAUAUUGCUGGUUGGCUCCGGAGGACAUAAUUCGUUAUCUCCUCAAUUCCAUCGGACUUUUCAGCCCUACCGCCGCGAGUCCUAUUAACUCCGUCAAUAUAAUUGAAACAAACAACAUUUUCACCGUCCACUACGACGAUUCUGCGUUGUCUAUUCUGCCCCUAAUUUCGCAAGCGCUGAUUCACCAAUCCUCUGUUGCCAUUGUUGACUUGGACGAUAAAUUAGUCGGCGAAAUUUCGCCCUUCACUCUCAAUUUCUGCGACGAAACCUUGGUGGCGGCAAUAGCAACGCUCACAGCAGGCGAGCUCAUGGCGUACAUAGACUGUGGCGGGCCCCCGGAUGAUUUAGUACAACUAGUGAAGGAAAGAUUGGAAGAGAAAAACUUAGAAGCGGUUCUGGAGUUUGUCGAGGAAGAAUCAUCACCAAUCUCAUCAUCGUCUUCGAUUUGCUCUUUAUCUGAUGAUGAAUUUGGUUGUGGUUCAGGGAGAAGUUGGAAGAUUGGUGGAUAUUCAGCGAGAGUAUUGAGGAGAUCAGAGGCGAUUGUUUGCCAUCCAUGGAACUCUUUGGUUGCAGUAAUGAUUCAAGCUUUAGCUCACCGAGUUAGCUACGUUUGGGUCAUUCAAGAAGACGGAACUCUCGCCGGAACUGUUACCUUCGCUUCUAUGCUGGCCGUUUUCCGGGAUAGAUUGAAAUCUGUCGGAUAAUAUCAACAACUCAUCGGAGCAAAGCAUAUGGAGUUUCUAGAUCUUGAACGAAAACCAUUGAACCAAAUUCCAAAUCAAAUGAAUGGAAAAAUCUGAAACUCAUGGAAAUAUAUUUGGCCUAAACUCAACCGGAAAUAAUUGAAUUCAUUCAUCGGGUUGUUCUUUGGAGAGAACUUACGUGGCUUUUUUUGGGUGAUUUUCAAAACGCAAUAAAUUUAAGAGUAUUUUCUAUAA
Cucurbita pepo subsp. pepo (vegetable marrow) is the source of this 1577-nucleotide messenger RNA. RefSeq names its product CBS domain-containing protein CBSX5. NCBI's taxonomy places the organism in Eukaryota, Viridiplantae, Streptophyta, Magnoliopsida, Cucurbitales, Cucurbitaceae. Gene Ontology annotation, cellular component: cytoplasm; nucleus. The record is from RefSeq and is a predicted model, not a curated record.